Spea bombifrons (plains spadefoot toad) is the source of this 1367-nucleotide messenger RNA. RefSeq names its product DSN1 component of MIS12 kinetochore complex (gene DSN1). The coding region runs from base 173 to 1114 and encodes 313 amino acids. The transcript is spliced from 11 exons. NCBI's taxonomy places the organism in Eukaryota, Metazoa, Chordata, Amphibia, Anura, Pelobatidae. Gene Ontology annotation, cellular component: MIS12/MIND type complex. Gene Ontology annotation, biological process: mitotic sister chromatid segregation; cell division. The record is from RefSeq and is a predicted model, not a curated record.
CAGCGAGUGGCGGGAGAGGGUGACGGGGUAGUGGGUGUUACCGUGUGGAUGGUUGAACAGGGUAAAUGCGUUUGAAAACCGGGGUGGUCCAUACACCUACAAUGCUGCUCACUACACUAUUAAGUGUCCACCUUUGGGAAAGUUUAGAAUUACCGGCCAGCAAAGUGAAAGAAUGGAAGCGUUGCACGAUGUGCUUAAGAACAAAACUCCGACCCCGACAAAAUCCGGCCCCGAAAGAAGAAUUUCUCCGAGAAAGAGGUCCAUAUCGUCACCAGGUACCAGAUCUAGGACCAGUCCGAGUCCUGCAAAAAAGCAGAGAGGUUCCCCUGAUGAGUUGGCUCUGAAAGAGCCUGUUCCGAGCCCGCAUAGAAGGAGGUCGCUGAGACGAUCUGUUCGAAACAACCGGCGCAGGACUCUGCCUUCCAUACACGAUAACGCGGCAGAUCUUAGCAAAGCAAUUAGCUUUGAAUUACCAGAGAGUGAUCGACUUUCUGAACUCCUACAGUCUUGUUUUCAGUUCUCCGUGAAGAAACUUGAAGACUCUUUAAAUAACUCUGAUGGUUUCAACCAAGAAUCUUUCAGAUUAAAAGCGUCAUCGGUCAGACAGAAGCUAAAACGUUUCACAGAACGAUUGUCUCGUGAUGGAACGUUAAAGAAAUGCACAGAGCAGCCAAUCAGUUUUGAAUCCAAUCCAGAGGCAGAAGCUUUAAAAGAACAGAUCAAAGAAUGCAUCUCGAAGUUUUCUCACGAGGGACAAAAAUGGGAUGAGCUGCUCGAGGAUUACAAGCAGAAAGCCGAAGAGUUAUCCAGGCAGUUCACAGAGAAUAAAUUCCCAGAGGCUCAAUCUGCUAGCGUUUCGCAGCUCCCGACCUCUCAAGAUAACAUUAUUCACAGCAAGCCUGAUUAUAGGAGCCUAUUAAACCAGCAGGGGGCAGUGUUCAACUGCAUGGAGCUCGUGUUGGAUCAACUCCAGGGAUCCAUGCAGCUGCUGAACUCAUUCUUAGAAGACACCACGCAGCACCUACAGACAAUGUCAACACAGCUAAAAUCGCAGUCUUUCAAGCCCGUGGAAGACUCCCCUGUCCGGAAAUUUUUGAAGCUGCCCCAGAAAUAAUUGUCAUUUGUUUUUCUUCUGUUGCUCGUUAGGCUGGAUUGGAUGUUUGAAUAUUUCAGGUCCUAUAGGAUGAGCCAUAUGGCUUCAGAUUUGAACAUCUGUGGACUAGACUAAGUAGCCCUAGCUUGUCAGCCAAGUAACUUGGGUUGAUGUGCCUUAAAUGUACAUAUCGGUGAAUUGCUAUUUAAAAAUGCAUUUAAUUGUUAAUGGCUUUUAACUAUUAGAUGUCUAAUAAAAUGCACAGUGAUCAGGA